Nylanderia fulva is the source of this 2265-nucleotide messenger RNA. RefSeq lists its product as uncharacterized. The record is from RefSeq and is a predicted model, not a curated record. Gene Ontology annotation, cellular component: chitin-based extracellular matrix. Gene Ontology annotation, molecular function: structural constituent of chitin-based larval cuticle. NCBI's taxonomy places the organism in Eukaryota, Metazoa, Arthropoda, Insecta, Hymenoptera, Formicidae.
UCGCCUCAAGGCGUGGUUGAUCGCACGCCAUCGCCUAUAUAAAGGUGUCCUGGCUGCGCGUCGGAAUCGAGGAUCAAUCGACAGGUCGUCGAUAAGAAGACGCCAUGAAGUUCGCGUUCCUUUUCCUUGUUCACUGUUUGAUCGCCACCGGCUUCGCCAAGCCGGCAGUGUUCCUCGGCUACCAGGACAGUCUGGGUCAGUACAGUUUCGGCUAUAGCGCGCCAGGAUCAGCCAGAUCGGAGGUCAGGACAUCCAAUGGAGCGACCAGAGGCACUUACAGCUACGUCGACGAAAGCGGCGUGAUCCAGACCGCUCAAUACGUCGCCGAUGGUGAAAAUGGGUUCCGGGUGUUUGCCACGAAUCUCCCGCAGGCGCCGCUUCCGGUCCAGGACACGCCGGAAGUGAUGGCCGCGCGCACGGCGCAUCUCCAGGCCCUGGAGUUGGCUGCGCGAAGGGACGAGGAGGCUCAAAGUCAUGAAACGCAUCCGGAGGUCUACGAAAGGAAGCUCGAAAGUAAUCAAGGUGACGCAAAUGUCGGCAAAACGCAAGAACCAUUGGUGGAAGCCAAGCUCGUGGAACUUCCGUUAAAGGUGGAGAAUAAGAACGCGGAGAAGGUCGAGAAUAACGAGAAGGACAACGACGAGACUCUGCAAGCGGUUGCUUCCAGAAGCGGUGUUGACAAGAGCGAGAAGAACCCGCAGAACAUUCGUCAGGAAUCCUCCGGAAGAGUGACGCAGGAAAUUAUCGGCGGCGCAAACAUCCCGACGAUUCCAUUAAUUUUCUCUCGUCUGCUGCCUCAAACACCGGGUGGAAACGCGAUGCCUAUAUUCCGCAUCUCCCAUGGAAUCCAUGAGCUCGAACCUUCCGCCAUACCGGAGUCGUCGAUCCUUCAAGGCACGAUCACUCCGGCGGCGACGAUCUUGAAGACCGCAGAAAUUUCUAACGAUGAAACAGUUACGCUGAAGAAGAAACAACAACAACAACAACAACAACAACAGCAGCAGCAGCAGCAGCAGCAGCAGCAACAGCAACAGCAACAACAGCAAAAUCAGCAAAAUCAGCAAAAUCAGCAGCAGCAGCAGGAGCAGCAACAGACACUGCAACAGACGCGAGAAGCGAACGAACAAGUUGUCGCUCUCAAUGCAAUUGCACCACUGAAUGUAAUUCCGCUGAGUUCGCCGCAUUCCAACUUCAUCAGAUACACGUCGCCGCUGUCCCUUCAUUACGUCGUUUACAACGUUCUGUGAAAUACGACAGAAUAUACACGUACAUAUAUCCUUUAGGAAGAGAUGCGACCAUUUUUACGCAAGCGAAAAAUCUAGAAUAAAAUCUCAGAUGAAAUAAGCAGAUCGAAUCGGGGCCGUUUUUCUCGAGUUUGUUUUUCUUUUUAUGUGUCAAGAUAUUUUUAUUCUUCUUUACAAAAUAAUGCUGGGAUGUUGUCGGACAAUACACAACGGAGUAUGAUAUAUACGCGAUAUAUAAUAAUCAGAACUAAGGAUAAGGAUAAUUAAAAUCAGCAUCAAUCAUCGCCAUCGUCGCCAAUCAAUCUUCACCUGUCACACUAGUGGAAAUAUACUUAUAGUACUUUUCGGCGCAUAAAGUAAUACUAAUUGUAAGUUACAUAUAAAUGAGAUAAACUAAACAGUAAAAUCCUUAAAAAAAGGAAAAAUCGCAGCUUCUUAUAUACAGUUGCGAGAUAAUGAGAACCUAUCAGGGAGAAUUGACAGUUUUAAUACAAGACUCGAUGAUAAAAUCAUCUUAAAUACGUAACUCUAGAUUGUGCAUACACGAUAUGUGUCAGUUUGACCAAAUCAUACUCCUAACAUCUCAAUUACAUUCAGAAAAACUUCGAACAAGACGAUUUUACACAACAUCGGAAAAUACGUUAAAAUUUUUCACUUAAAAGAGUUUACCUCGAAUUCUCUGAAUCACUUUGAUUGAAAUUGAUCUGGAUUUAAAGUAGAGGCUUUUUCUGGCGAUUCUCGAAGGAUCACUGCCUUUUUUUACUCGAAAACGCAAUGCAACUGGCUCGCUAGAUAUCAGACUACGCAUUAAUCAGGUAAGUUUCUGCUUUUUUUACUGGCCCGAUUUAGUUCGAUAUUUGCAUCGAGCAGAACUCUCGAUCGUAGUCAUCAUACCAUAAGCAGCGACUGUCAUGGACGAUUUAAGCUCGAAGUGGAUCGUGUAAUAAUAAUUCAUCAACGCGGCAGGACGAAUCUCGAGGAUUUCCGCACACACUCGUCCAAAAUUAAUUACAGCUGAUCG